Messenger RNA from Mirounga angustirostris (Northern elephant seal), 2540 nucleotides. RefSeq names its product biogenesis of lysosomal organelles complex 1 subunit 5 (gene BLOC1S5). Lineage: Eukaryota; Metazoa; Chordata; Mammalia; Carnivora; Phocidae. Gene Ontology annotation, cellular component: BLOC-1 complex; transport vesicle. The coding region runs from base 44 to 382 and encodes 112 amino acids. The record is from RefSeq and is a predicted model, not a curated record. The transcript has 4 exons.
UGCGCAGGCGCAACGCGGAGGCGGGUGGGCGGAGUAGGUCGCGAUGAGUGGCGGAGGGACGGAGACUGCUGUGGGUUGUGAGGCCACCCCGGGCGGCGGCGACAAGAAGAAGGAUUCGCUGGGGACCGCGGGCUCGCCAGCGCAUCUCAUUAUCAAGGACCUUGGAGAAAUUCAUUCAAGGCUUUUAGAUCACAGACCAGUUAUUCAAGGUGAAACCCGUUAUUUUGUGAAAGAAUUUGAAUGCAAGCAGCUUCUGACUCGGUCUGUAGACUCCAACAGAGGGAGCAGGAACGAAAGAAGAGAGAGCACAAGCAGGGGGAGAGGCAGAGGGAGAGGAAGAAGCAGACUCCCCGCUGAGCUGGGAGCUGGAUAUGGGGCUUGAUCCCAGGACCCUGAGAUUAUGACAUGAGUGGAAGGCAGACACUCAGCUGACUGAGCCACCCAGGCGUCCCUCAUAGCACUUACUGUUAUUAAAAGUGAGAAGCUAAGAUAAAAUAAGAGUGACUUCAUGAACUUCUUGGUAAGAAAGCAAGACUAUAUUUUCAGCUGGAUUAGAGAGUAAUCAGCAUUCAACUUCUUUUCUUGGAAGUGAUCUAUCUUACAUGAAAAAGCUAGUUGGAUAUAUAUGUUUUUAUUUUUUUUUUAAGAUUUUAUUUAUUUAUUUGACAGAGAAAGACACAGCGAGAGAGGGAACACAAACGGGGAGUGGGAGAGGGAGAAGCAGACUCCCCGCCGAGCAGGGAGCCCGAUGCGGGACUCGAUCCCGGGACUCCAGGAUCAUGACCUGAGCCGAAGGCAGUCGCUUAACCAACUGAGCCACCCAGGCGCCCGGAUAUAUAUGUUUUUAGUCAUAAUAUUCUGAAACUACAAAGUAGACAUACUGAUAAUUAGUGACAUCUUAAAUUCUUUUCUUAGAGCCAAAUGGUAAAUAGUAGAAUCAUCAAGGAGGAUUGAAUUGAGAAUAGGAACCGGGAAGGGGAAACUCACUUUUAUUUGAGUUGCCUGUAUUGUUCAAAUUAUUACAAGAAUCUAUUGCUGAAAUUGAAUUAUUAAAACUAGGAAUGCCUCGGUGGCUCAGUCAGUUAAGUGUCUGCCUUCAGCCCAAGUCAUGAUCCUGGGGUCCUGGGAUGGAGCCCUGCCUUGGGCUCCCUGCUCAGCCGGUGCCUGCUUCUCCCUCACCCUCUGCCCCCUCCCCCGACACAUGUGUGCACGCGCACACGCAGGGUCUCUGCCUCUCUCAAAUAAAUAAAAUCUUAAAAAGUAAAUUAUUAAUUUAUUAAAUUAAAAUAAAAAAUUAUUAAAAUUAAAGGUCAAAAAAUGGGGAAGAUAAAAAGUGGUUUGAUCUUCCUUCUAGAUGUUUUGCUUAUAAUUUGUAUAAUAGUGAUACUAAUUUUCAUUAAGUUCCACAGGCAGUGAGCUAGGAACUUGACAUGUAAUACCUCUGGUCUUCAUAAAUAUUUAUUUAUGAGUAUAAAGUAUUUUCCUCAUUUUAAAAUUAAAGAAACUUUAACUUGCUCAGGGUCAUGCAGCUGGUAGCAAGUGAACCAGAAUUUGAAGUGAGGUUUAUAUGCUUCCCAAAUCAUCAUUUUUCCAUUGAGUAGCACUGGAAAAAGUGCUCUCUGGUGGGAAGUGGAAUCAGGGCCGUUGCCUUGUGGUCCAAAUCACAGGGUCGGCUGAGCCAAUUAUGGUGCAUAUCUUAAAAGAAUAAAAAGAAAAGAAAAAUCUAUUAAACAACAUCUGAGUGUGCAUGUUUAGUAUUUUCUGUAUUUAUUAAAAAAUAAUUUACAGCUAAAGCAGGAUCCCAUUUUGAGAAAGUUUAUUUGCAUUUUCUUCUCUCUUUAGUCUGACUGUGACUUUUCUCUUAGAAUAUAAUAGUUUUUGCUAAAGGACCAUGAAAAGAGUUUAAUGAACUCCAUGUUUUGUUCAUCUUUUGGAGAAUUACAAUCCGUGAGGCUGAAAAGUUAAAAAGUAAAGUUCUGAAUUUUGUUUAACCUGUUUCCUAAAUUUAUUGCCACCAGCAAACCCCUCCCUAACCCUCUCUCCCCACCACUGUAGUGCCUGUGCAGAUCCUAAGGGUCUGUGGCACAUAUUUUAGGGGAAUGUUUGACUUUAACGCAAACUUCAGACUCACUCCAACAACUUCUUUUCACUUGAAAAGCCUCCAUGCAGAGGAAGGUCAGAUCACGUUGGCAGGAAAAAGCUCUUGUAAUAGUUGUUUUUGUCUUGUAAAAGAGACUUUUCCUACCUGUGUAAACCUUCCUCUGGAAAGAUCCAGUUCACACUUUGGAUAAAAAAGGCAUAGAUUGGGUGUCACAAAGACCUAAGUUUGAAUCUGCAACUUAAUAGCUGAGUGACCAUGGAGAAAUACAUUUACUGUCCUUAAACCUUAAUUUCUUCAUCUGUAAAGUGAAAAUAAUGUAAUUUUAUAAGAGCAGUUUUUAGGAGUAGAUAAGAUAUGCAAAACAAGUAGCAAAAACAUGCAUUUCAGAGCUACUUAGAGAAUGAUGGAUUUAUCCACCUUUUCAUCCUGCUUAUCAUCA